GAGAUCGGCGAUGGGAAAGUUAGUCGGUGAGCAACCGUGGUGGCGGCCGCUCGUCUCCACGAUGCUUGUAAGCGCGUACGCAGUGAAAGUUCGUUAGGCUGCGAAAUGCGGUUUGCUAUCGCCUUUCUGUUUGUGGCGACAUGGACAGCAGGGCAAUGUGCCGGGUUCGACUACGCAUCGGCGUGUGCACGGCCCAACAGGUCGAGCCGAGGCCGGACGUUACCUGAUGCACCGUGUGACCUCUCCAAGCACAACUACUGCACCACACCGGGGAAGAACUAUCCCUGGCAUGCCAUCAGGAGGUUCGUCAGAGAGAACCAGGGCCUUAUGCGGAGAAUGUACGGAGAGGAACGUCAGAUAUCUAUUAUUAAAGCAGAACUUGAAAAUUUCAUAGAAGACGAAGAUGACGAAGACUUUGAUGGAAAGUCAGCAGACUUCGCAGAGGACAUCAUCAAAACUAAGAUGAUGUACACCAAAAUGAGUCAAGGACGUGCCAUGAAAGACAAACCACACUUCAGACCAAUCAAUAGCGAAAAGAACAAAAAACUAGACAAUGACACUCUCAAAGUGAAACCCCUAGAGACAAAUCAAACAAAACUGAGCAACACGGACAACGGCACCAAAACUGAGAUGAGCAACGAAACGGUAAAUGAAAAAGGUAUAUCAUAUAAAACAAAACUUGAAAGCAUAGCAAAUAUAGAAAUAAAUAACUUAGAGCCAGAUGUUAUUACUUUAGAGGCUGUAAUAAAACAAAGUAUUGAGACUAAUAGCAUAUACCCAAAGUUUUCCGGUAAUAAUAAGGUUGAGGCAGUUAGUGAAACAAUGAAUAGUACAGACAAAAACGCAACUACAACUGAAAGUAUUAACACUACAGAGACCACAACUGACGGAUAUGAUUCGACUACUGAGGCGGGCAAGGACUGGCGACCAAUGAACGUUGACACCUCGACGUUACCACCGACACUUCUGUUCUCUGAGCAUGAGAAGGUCAAGAUAACCGAUCGGAUAGACACUAAGUUGCCGGAAAAGGAGGAGUUCCGUCCAAAACCAGUGCAGCACCAGGAGUCAAUGAGGCCAUCUGUUAUCAAGCUACGAGGAGCUAACGCUUGCGAGUCCAAAGAGCAGAUAGCAGCGCCGUUCUGGGCGAAUAGCACGCGCGGGGAGCAACUGGCGCUGCUCAACAUGUACCCUUACGAGCAGUACAUACACCUGGAAACAUGCGUGCAUGAGCGCAAGCAGAUGUACUGUCGGGAGGGGUGCAGAUGCGAGCAACAGUUCCGUCUCCACCGUCUCCUUGCAUACGACCCUCGGAACGAGUGUCGUGGUAUCUUCGCCGAGUGGUUCAAGUUCCCAUCCUGUUGCGUCUGCAAGUGCUAUGAUGUACCCCUAGAAUUCCGUGCCCGGUCACCCAGGAUCCUACAUCCGCAGUAUGACGAGGAGGUCAAGAGGGUCAUCUAUGAAGAUGUAGCGAGGGAUUGGUACUCCAUGUCGGCGUACGGCGAUGAUGAUGAUUUGUUUUAAUGUUAUACUUCAAUCAGACUGACAUAGAUACCUUCUACAGUAAACGGCAGUUAUUUUAUGAGAACCCACCAUGUUUGUCAUUUUUACAGUUUUUUUGUUUGUGCCCAUAUUACGUUAAUCUGUUAAAUUAUUUAUUUGCAAGACUUAUUAAUAC
This is a messenger RNA of Spodoptera litura, 1675 nucleotides long. It is a transcript of the gene spz4, whose product is annotated as Spaetzle domain-containing protein 4. Gene Ontology annotation, cellular component: extracellular region. Gene Ontology annotation, molecular function: growth factor activity; Toll binding. Lineage: Eukaryota; Metazoa; Arthropoda; Insecta; Lepidoptera; Noctuidae. The record is from RefSeq and is a predicted model, not a curated record. Gene Ontology annotation, biological process: innate immune response; central nervous system formation.